Molecule: messenger RNA, 5295 nt
Organism: Leptosia nina
Lineage: Eukaryota; Metazoa; Arthropoda; Insecta; Lepidoptera; Pieridae
Source: the annotation of a GenBank genome assembly
AUGGGUUCUAUAGAGGGCGCACGGACGGAGAAACGAAACCUGUUUCCAUGCCGCGCCGAUCGUGAAUGCCCUGAGCUGGAACAGCCAGAAAUUGGGAAAGUCUCACUAACUGGACGACUCUUCGGUGAUAAAGCGGUGUAUUCCUGUCCUCAUGGGUACCAUGUGGUUGGUCUUCAAAGCAGGAACUGCCAAGCAGAUGGAAAAUGGGCGGGACAGCCACCAGCUUGUAAGGAAAACAUAUACUGUCUUCAACCUCCAACGAUCCCGCACGCCCGUCACUCUGCACUUCCAGAACAAGCCACUUUUGACCUGGAUGCUACAGUUCAAUACAAUUGUCAUACUGGUUAUGUCACAAAUGGCUUUCCCAGGGCCAAAUGUCUCGCAAUUGAUGGACAGGCUUCUUGGUAUGGACCUGACAUCACUUGUGAACCACGUUCUUGUGGUGAGCCAGGGGAUGUUCCCCACGGGUGGGUGACAGCCGACUGUCACACCUUCGGGUGUCGUGCUGUAGUCCAAUGUGGACAAGGGUUUGAGCUGGUCGGUAAAGCCGAGCGCUACUGCCAGGCAGAUGGAGCGUGGGCUCCUAAAGAGCUUCCCACAUGUGUCCUGGUGACGCAGGUGCAGUGCCCGCCCCCCGAGGCGCCUCGGCACGGCAAAGCUGUGUACACCUCUUGCGCGUAUAACUCAGUGGUAUCUUAUGAAUGCAAGUACGGAUACCGGCUGGUCGGUGAUGCGACGCGCCGAUGCGGCGCCGAUAAGAAGUGGUCUGGAACACAACCGCUGUGCAAAGAAAUAAACUGUGGACAUCCAGGCCAAUUGUGGAAUGGAUGGCUUGAAAACAUUUCGUCUGGUACUGGAUUGGGCGCAUCCAUCAUAUUUCGGUGUCAGGACGGAAUGAGAAUGGAGGGAAAUGGUUCAGCGAUAUGCCAGAGCGACGGCACAUGGAGUCAUCCGCUACCGAUGUGUUUAGCUCCGUGUGUGGUUCCGCAUGUAUCUCAAGGGAGGGUUGUUCUCAUGGAAAAUAAGACCAGUGACAACGAAACCCAAGAGCACACUCAAAUAGUGGGUAGCUCCACUAUGGUCCAACAUGGUGAAAUGAUAGUAGUGGAAUGUGAAAAAGAUUACGAGUUUCCCUCCACCAAUGCGGCUAUCACCUGCAACAAUGGAACCUGGACGCAGAUACCACGUUGUCAACCUGCUAGAUGCAAGAAAAUGCCGAGGUUCCCCAGAAAUGGCAUGGUCAUCGCACCCAAAACCGAACACGGCAUGAAAGCACGAUUCAGAUGUAAAGAUGGGUACGAGCUCAAAGGAAACCCCAUAGUGGUGUGCUCUUUCGGGACCUGGAGUGGGGAGACACCCAAAUGUGAGGAGUUAUUCUGUCCCUUCCCUGGCUACAUAGAGAAUGGAAAAGUACUCUUAGUCGGAAAUAUGGGCCUCUAUGACUACAGACCUUAUGUUAAAAAGGUCGUCAAUAACAAACAAAUAAUGUACGAAUGCGACAGGGGCUAUGUAUUAACAGAAGGCCCUCCCGGUGCGACCUGCGUCGGCGGCCACUGGAGCCCUAGGGAGUUGCCGAAAUGCAUUCUUUACCAGCAUCCGCGCAUACGUUGGAGCCGGAGACGCCGUUCUAUCGCCGACACAGAAGUCCGUCACAGACGGUCAGCGUAUCUCCGGCAGUACUACAAUAACCUUCGCAAGAGCAAAGACGCGUCACAGGAGAACCUCGACCAGCUGUACGAGAAGUACAACCACGACAGCGAUAAACCGACGUUGCGCCACGCUAAUUUCAAGCUGAUGAAAAAGUUCGAUCUGGAUUUCGACGAAGACAUGCUGGAACCUCCCAGUCCCGACGACGGAAACUUACCCACGGCUAUUUACACCGUUUACAAUGUACACGGUGAACCAAUAACGCACAAAUUUUACUCUUACCAACCGGUGUAUGAGCCGGAAGAAGAUGAAAUAAUCCAUCACGAAGACGCGGAGUAUAAUGACUCUGGGGAGUUUGAGGAUUCGCAACUUACCGUCCUCAAAGGGGGGACGUUCCCGGAUCACGAAAUGGACGAGAGCAAUGAAGUAUCUGAUAAUAUAAAUAAACUCAAACACCAAUAUUUCGAGCGAUACAUCGAUAAGAGACGUAAAAGAUUUUUGAAUAGCAACAACGAUACCUCCGAGCCCGACCACAGCAUCGAAAUAGACACGGGAGCAGAAAUCAGCGUUAGGAAGAAGCGGCACGUGCACUACGAGGAACACGAUACGCAAAGUUACUUGAGGCCCACACAGGAAGUCCAAUCUAGCGAUAUAAGCGAUUACUUCCUGAAAGUAAUCCCAUUACAAACUCAGACAAUCCACUCCCCGCCUCGUAAAAAAGAAAUGGCGGUGAUCCCGUUGCAGUUCACAGGAACUAAUUCAACCGAAUUCCUAAACAUCAUGGAUAAAAGGGAGAAGAGAACGAGCAGGAAAACCGAUAGAUUGAACCAGACGACAGCGACAGUCCCAAAAACCGGUCGAGACGGCAAAGGCGGAAGGAACCGUCAACAAACUGACGACAGUAAAUCCGCAGACGACAAAUCGACCAGCACUGAAACUAAAGAGAAUGACGGAAACCAAACGUCCAAUGAGAAAAAUGGAAAGAAGGGACGACCGAAGAGUCCGUGCGAGCCGAUAGAAAGUGAACCGUACGUAAACAUAGAAAUAGUCAAGUACGGACGAGAUCCUAACAAUACUUUUAGUUCCGGCACAAUCGUAAGAGUCGCCUGCGGGAAGGGUUACGGACUAAAUCUAGAAACGAACGUUACCGCUAAGUGCGUAAGAGGAAGGUGGAAGCCCGAAAAACCAAUUUGCGAAGUCUUGCCCUGUCACGUGCCACCCACAGAGUACGGUAUAUACACGAUGUCCCCUAAUGGCAAUUUGGGAACGCUCAUCGCCGGAACUACCAGAGAUGACGAGAGAGAACUGAAUGAAACCGACCCGGUGCCUAAUGGUCAAAUCGUCCACUUCUCUUGUGAAUACGGAUACAAUGUGCAAGGACCCACAAACUUACGGUGUUGGCUCGGAGAGUGGGCAGUGACCAGUAUGCCGGAAUGCGUAGCAGCUCCGUGCGAGCUUCCUCAGCUGACAGGAGCCACUUACGAAGCAGGCUAUCGAGCUGGACUGACAGUGGCUCACGCGUCCUCGGUCAAUAUUGCGUGCGAGCCUGGGAGGUCACCUCCGGCGACGUUGAACUGCCAUUUGGGCAGGCUCCAACCUACUGUACAUGAGUUCUGCAGGCCGUUGCUAAACGUGACUCGUCCAUGGAUCAAGUCUAAAUUUCAAAGCGGGUCAGACAUAGUGAGAGAAGACAUUUCGGAGUUGGAGCCAGAUUUGCAGGAAGGGGCGAUCCCCUGCGCGCCACCUGAAAGGGUGCAGGGCACUCUCAUAUACCGAGACGGCUCUGACGUGAACGAAACGUAUGACAUAGCGGACACGUACCCGCACGGCGUGAAGAUCACUUUCAGCUGUAUCGCCUCUAUAAUGGGUGAGAAGACGACUUGGAAGAUUAUUUGUGAGAACGGCAACUGGGUUGGCAAGAGCUUUAACUGCGAAGAAUUGGACGCUCAGAGUGAAGAAUUAAUAAGCAACAACACGUGUACAUUCCGAAAUGAAGAGCCUCACGUAGUGUCCUUCUUCAAUGAUCUUGAAAUCACAGAAACAGUUGAAUUUCCGCCCGGAGCUGUUAUUGUUUCAAGAUGUAGUGAUAUCGGGAAGUAUGCUUUGACGGGAUCACAAACCAGGAGAUGUAUCGGAGGGACAUGGGACGGCGUUAAACCCACCUGUUUUGGACUCAACCAGGAAAAUGAUUACGCAAUGGAGAAGCCUCCGACGAUUCUAUUUAGGCACGCGAACGGCCCUAUCGCUCAGUCGAACGACGGCAAACUGCUGGUAUAUCCGGGGACGGAUUUGCACAUGGAAUGCUUGUGGAUGAGGAGGUUUGGCAAUCCUAAGUGGAACGUCACAUAUACCACACCUGAUCCUGAGCGCAAGUACACAGACGGUUGGACCACAGACCCGGGACGCGACAGCCAGCUAGAAUAUCGUCUCAGCGUCCUAAAUGCCCAGAAGGAAGAUUCUGGAAUCUAUCGAUGCGAAACACCUGCCAGGCAAAGUCAUCAAGUUGAGAUCAUCGUGGAAGAUGUCCACUGCCCCCCUCUCCCAAUCCGACGAGGCCUUGUACCCAGCAGUUUGGAUACGCAAUUAGGAAGUGAGAUCACAUUCUCCUGCGCAAAUGGCAACGCUCUCCUGGGGGCUUCCACUCUGUAUUGUCGAGCCUCCGGCAAUUGGAGUGCGCCGUUGCCCGUGUGUGAAAGUAACUGGUCGCAAGCAAAAGCUGUAGGUCAAACGAGUGCUUAUAUCCGAGUACCUCUUUCAGCUUUUAAUAGGAGAGCGCGCAAGCCAGGUAACGGCUACAACGCGAAACGCGUUCGCCUGGAUGACCGUUCUUUUGCCAAACAUCGGGGUGUCGAAUGCGGUGAUGUUAUUCACGACACGCCAAUCAAUGAGGGGGAAAGAAGGCCACGUGUGGCGGUCGUAUCUCGAGGAGUCGGAGGUCGAGCGGCCUUCUCUUGUCCUCCGGGCUGGGCGCUCAGUGGACCAGCGGAGACCGUGUGUCUGCCGGCUGCGGAUUGGGCGAAACCGUUUCCAGUGUGUCGCGAGGUGUCGUGUCCAGCAUUGCCCCCUCCAGCGUCCGGGUACGUCUUAGGCAGGGCUCCGUACCGAGCUGGUGACGUGCUCCAAUUCCACUGCAACCCUGAGCACACGUUACACGGCAGACCCAUUCUCGUCUGCCAGGACAGCGGCAGGUGGAGUGACAAGCCCCCAACUUGUGCUCAAGCGUGUACAUACCCCGGCACAACGAUAUCGGGGCGGAUGUCAUCUGUCAAGUUCUACUACAAGAUCGGUGAAACGGUUUCCUUUACAUGUGAGCCCGGAUAUCGAAUCAAGGGUGCACCUAUGUUGAGGUGCUUGAAGAAUAGAAAAUGGUCAAACGCAAUACCGCUGUGUACUCCGAUAUCAAACUACAGCUCAUCCGACUCCAUAGCCAUGCUGAACGGUGACAUCGACGCCAUGUUGUCAGACGGCGCCAUCUUUACCACAGAUGUACCUAAAGUUGAAACUCCCGCUAUUUUAACACCGCAGAGUCUAAAAGCCGCCAUGACAAGAGUUGCGACGACGAGGCUUUUGCGUAGAGGACCUAUAGAAAAUGUAAAAAAUAGAAUUUAUAGAGUGAACAGAAUACUAAGGAGGGAUACCGGAAGAUAA